CUGAUGUCACCUAGGAGGUUCCCUCAAGUUCAUGAAAUGUAAAUCGAAUGAGUAGUUUAGGGUUACAAACAACGACAGACUUGUUUUUGUUAAUUACUUUUGUUGAGAAAAUGUACUGCAGGAGGAUUAAUUGACAAAUAUUUCAAUCGCACGACAGCUUCGAAAUGUCGAUGGAGGUGGACUAAAGAAUACGCACGAAAACUUUUGAGUGUGAACGAAUGGUGUCCAAUCUCAGGAUGCAGUGGUUUGGGAUAAUAUACCCCAAUUUACUUAUUUGGUUUCAUCACUGUACAUCAGAUACAGUUUUGAUGUUGGAGAACAGGACCCUGUUCACAUACGACGAGUCCUACUACGAGUACGUACCCGACAGGCUACAGUGGCAUGGGGCCGGACGCCUCUGUAACCAGCGCUCAGGGGCCUUAGCCACGGUCUCCAACAACUUUGAGAACCGAGAGCUCACCACCUUCUUAAAGUCCCUGAACAUAACCCACCCCGUGUGGAUCGCCAGGAAAGUCAUGACACACUUAAAGACAAACAGCAGUGACUUUGCCAACGAGUUCCUGUACUCCCUGUUGGAUGCAGAUGUGGUGCCAUAUCACAAUUUCUCCUCCGAGGUGGUGGAUGCACCUCAGGCUGGGGAGUGUGUCACCUUUGACCCCCUGAGUGGAAGCUGGGGCUUAGACGUUUGUGACAGUCAGAGAGGUGCCGUCUGCCAGUUUGAGAAAGAGGGGUUGGACAUCUUUGGCUUUCCCAAGACAGCGUUUUUCAGUAAGGUGAUUGAGGGGAUGAGCAUGAACGCAUCAUCCGAGAGAGACCUGGCGUCGCUGAGCAGACUGACCACCAUGCUGGUCAGGGUCCUGGAGGCCAGUCCGGACAUCCUCACAUCCACCGACGUCCUCUUCCUCACGGAGAUGAUGAAACUGGACUCCACCACCACCACCACCCAGGAGGUCAACCAUGCCCAGGGGAGCCUAGACUCUGCCGAGGCCAUGGUCUCCAUUGCCACCAACUACCUGAAACUGGCCAGUCUCAUCCUGGAUCCUAAGAUGGCCGCCCAGUGGCUAGGUCGGCCGGAGGACGUUGCUACUGUGGGACCAUUCACUGUGGUGGAGAGCAUUGAUAAACUGACUGGAGCUUUAGCAGAUGUGCUAUUUGCAGAGGGGAAAAGCUUUACACUCUCAAUGGAAAACAUAGAUGUGCACGUGGAGGCACGGAAGCUGUCCCAGAUGAGCUGCAGCUGUGUGUUUAAACCGUCAGUUUUUGGCGGCCACAGUAGCAGUAGUGGCCAGGACGAGCUGCUCAUCCCGGACACGGAGGUCCAGAGACUACACGACUUGGGUCACAAGGAAGUAAUGUUCAUCCAUACGUACUACAGCCAUCUCAUGGAGAUCCAGUCUAGGAUGGAGCUGAACACUUCUCCAGAAGACCAGAAUGAAAACACAAGUAUCCUCCCUGGUUGCCUGGCCACUGCAGUCAUCUCAGCCACCGUUCGAGACCCCUCCAAGGCCCAGAACAUCCCAGUGGCCAUCCACUAUACUUUGUCCUCCUCACACAUGGUGGAGUAUUCGCAGCGAGUCACGCCUGUUUGCGUGUUUUGGAAUUUCACCCUAAUGACUGGGCAUUUCAACGGCUGGUCCAGCGAAGGUUGCAGGGUGACUCACACAGGCUCUGAUGUCACUUCCUGCUUUUGUAACCACACCACCAACUUCGCCGUCCUGAUGAAUUACAUGGAGUCCAAGUGGACUCAGGAGGAGGAGGAUAUUUUGACGAAGCUGACGUUUAUCGGCUCUGGGGCCUCUCUGUGCGCACUGGUGGUGACCUUGAUGCUGUUCACCGUGCUGGACAUUCCCAAAUCGGAGAGGACGUCUAUCCACAGGAACCUGUUCAUUGCGCUGACCUGUGCCCAGAUAGUCAUUCUCUGCAGUGGCUCAGCUGUCAACAAUAAAGUGGCCUGCACCCUGGUGGCGGCCCUGCUGCACCUCUUCUUCAUGGCUGCCUUCAGCUGGAUGCUGGUGGAGGGACUGCUUCUCUGGAGCAAAGUGGUGGCGGUCAACCUGAGCGAGGACCGACACAUGAAGUACUACUAUCUCAUUGGCUGGGGUCUGCCAGUGCUGAUAGUCACCAUCACCCUGGCCUCUGCCUCAGGGAAGUACUCUGCUGAUGGCCACUGUUGGCUCAGUGUGCAAAACGGGGUCAUCUGGGGCUUCGCAGGCCCUGUUAUUUUCAUCAUUAUGGUGAACAUCAUGGUUCUGACGCGGGUAGUGGUCAUCACCAUCUCCACAGCCAAGAGGAGGUCCAUCAUGCUGGCAAUGGAUAACAGUCCUGUGGAGCAGGCCUACGAGCAGAUCAGGGCUGCGGUGAAAGCAGUGCUGGUGCUACUGCCAAUCCUGGGCCUGACCUGGCUCUGUGGCGUCCUGGUGCCCUUCUCCAUAGUCAUGGCCUACGUCUUCAUCUUUCUCAACUCACUGCAGGGCCUGUUCAUCUUCCUGAUAUAUGGGGUGUGCAACACAGAGGUUCGGAGCACAGUUAAAAGGAUCAAGGAGAGAAGAAAAGCAAUACAUUUUUCAAACUGUGCCAGCUCCAGACCCUCCAGCUCAUUGACCAGCUCCCGGCCCGCCAGCUCCCCCACGCCCUCUCCCCAGGGCCCACAAGGCCCCAGCCUGGACGAGGGGGGGGACAAGACCUGCUCCGGCAAGCCUAGCCCGCUCCCCAACCCCACCUACCCCUACACCCCAGGCCUUGUAGAGGAGAACGCCAACAGAGGUCAGGUGUCAAUUCCUUGUGUCCCAGAGAGCCUGCAGGAUUCGCCCAGUCAUGCUACGGGUGCCCUGCUCCCCAGAAAGCAGGAGAGGAAGAGCGGAAGAGCAUUACGGAUAACCCUCCCAAAGCCAUGGAGGCCAUGCCAGGUGGAUGUAGCCUUCACGUACCCAUGAUGGACGUCGAGCUCACGUCUUGUUUCUCCCUCCCAGAAACCCUAACCCCCAGAAAACCUACAGCCUUGUAUAUUUAGACUAACCCGUCUGUGUCCCUUAUUACUGCUCUGCCAUUUUGCUGUUGUUUUUCUUCUUUGUCUGCUUGUCUCUUGAGGUGGUGUUCAUUUUUAUAUAUAUUUUGUAUAUACUGAUUCCACAUUGUCUCUGUACAGAAUGUCAUUACAUUUUUUACUUUUUGUAAUGUUUUGUUGAAUGACGGACGUGUUGUUAAUUAGGUAACAAACGAUAAGAGAAUUCAAGGCUGUAAUAUAUGCAUAUAUCGAAAGAAUAAGGCUGCACUUUCUUUUACCAAGUAGUAAAGACUAGUGAUGUCAAUGUCUCCAAAAAAAUUGUUGUUUAAAAAUAAACAUACAGUACUCUUCACUGUUAAAAAAAUCAUUUUCAGCAUAUUUGCUUAAAAUGAUAAAAUGACCGGGAAUGAAAAUAUAACCUCCCCAUUAAGUGAACCAUGGUGCAUUCUGAUUGAAUUAACAUUCCUCUGUGUAAAAAUGAAUGAACGGUAGAGUCACCUGCAGGAAGUGACAGCAAGGCAUUGUUGGCAUAUAAUUAUUUAUUGAAAUAUGAAGAAAAAGUCCAUCAGCUUUGAAAGAAACUCCCCAGAACAGGAAGUGUCAUGACAUGGUGUCAGUAUGGACAGCAGGGGGGCAUAGGUCAUAGACGAGCAGAGGGUCAGCAUGUUCAGGAGGAGGAGGGGGGUUGGGGUUG
Messenger RNA from Coregonus clupeaformis (lake whitefish), 3698 nucleotides. Its product is annotated as adhesion G-protein coupled receptor D2. The coding region runs from base 219 to 2933 and encodes 904 amino acids. The transcript has 25 exons. NCBI's taxonomy places the organism in Eukaryota, Metazoa, Chordata, Actinopteri, Salmoniformes, Salmonidae. The record is from RefSeq and is a predicted model, not a curated record. Gene Ontology annotation, cellular component: membrane. Gene Ontology annotation, biological process: cell surface receptor signaling pathway; adenylate cyclase-activating G protein-coupled receptor signaling pathway. Gene Ontology annotation, molecular function: G protein-coupled receptor activity.